CUGUCAGCGUCUGUGUGCAGCCGAUGAAAGCGCGUCUCCAGAGGGGAUCAGGACUGAUUUAGCCCUCACAUCUGACUGUGUGUGCAGAAAUAAGGCCGUGUGUAAAGACGGCAACACACCAGUUGCAUGUAUGCAACAGAUGUCGGCUAAUAAUAACAACCUGCUGCGCCUUUAAGAGGAUGACUGAGGAGGAAACUUAAUAUCUCUCCACAUCGAGUCUUCAUCAAUUAACAGUGAGAGCCCACAUCAGGGCGAUAUCUGAAUCUGUCCCUCUGCUCUGCUCUGCUCUCCAAACCUGCUUUCUGUUGUUGUUUUUCUUUUGUCACACAUAAACCGGAUUCAAUUACGCAUUGCACCUUUAAGAAGCUGUCACCAGGAUUAGAGUUACGCGCAGCGAGCCAAGCCGUCCUCCGGAGGGGUUUUACGCACCGUCGGUUCCCAGAGCAGGGUCUCUCCCUCAGCGACAUUUCUCCGUCUGUCUCUCUCCUUCUUCUUCGCUCGUCCUGACACCGCCGGGGAGCCCUCCACGCCACGCGACAUGGCCGAGAUAGGGAAAGGGGUCACCGCCGGGAAACUGGCCAUCAACGUCCAGAAGAGACUCACCAGAGCGCAGGAGAAGGUCCUGCAGAAGCUCGGCAAAGCAGAUGAGACCCGAGACGCCGCCUUUGAGGAGAUGGUGGCCAACUUCAACAAGCAGAUGACAGAAGGCACCAAACUGCAGAAAGACCUGAAAGCCUACCUGGUAGCGGUGAAAACGAUGCACGACGCGUCUCGGCGGCUUCAGGACUGUCUAGCUGACAUGUAUGAACCCGAGUGGUUUGGCAAAGAGGAGAUGGACUCGUUGACAGAGGACACAGACACUCUGUGGUUAGACUACCACCAGAACCUCACAGACAAAUCUUUGACCACUCUGGACUAGUACCUGGCUCAGUUUCCUGAUAUCAAGGCUCGUAUAGCGAAGCGCGACAGGAAGAUGGUGGACUUCGACAGCGCCCGGCAUCACUUCAGCUCCUUACAGAAAGGAAAGAAGAAGGACGAAGCCAAGAUCGCCAAGGCGGAGGAGGAGCUGGGCCGAGCUCAGAAGAUUUUUGAGGAGCUGAACGUGGAGCUACAAGACGAGCUUCCAACACUGUGGGACAAUCGUGUUGGCGUCUAUGUUAACACAUUCCAGAGCAUGGCACGUCAUCAGGAGAAGUUCCACGGGGAAAUGAGCAAGCUCAGCCAAAACCUGAACGACAUCAUGACCAAACUGGAAGAGCAGCGGGAGCUGAAAAAAGGUGGUACUGCAGCAGCAAAGACAGAAGAUGGUGCCAAGAGCGAGGAAGCCAACCACAGCGAAUCAGCCAGCUCACCACCAAAGGUGGUGCAGAGGCCCGGUCCUCCACCCAGCCGGCCUCCGCCCCGACUGACGCCGUCUCCAGACCUGAGACAGCAGUGUGUUAGCCCGAUGGAGGGCGAGGCCUCGGUGGCCGGCACUAGCACAGACUCAACGACACAGCAGGCGCCAUCAUGGGAGUCAUGGCGAGAACAGACCGCCGCACAGCAGGAGCCGCAGCAUGAUGACGACCAAUACCCAGAGGAGGCCCAAGGUGGCUGGGAUUACGAUGACAGCAACACCCAGAGCUACACCCAGCCUGGUUGGGACGAUGCAGAAACAGCUCAGGAGAGCUGGAGCGAUGGAGGUGGAGGUGGUGAAGUCUAUGCCACUCAGUCGUACACACAGCCCAACUGGGACGACGAUAGCGCCCAAGUGGAGCAGGGUGGCUGGGGCGAUGAUGGAGAGGAUCAGAGUGCGGUGACCAAUGGCUCAGAUGGCGAACUCCCCCCAGGAUUCCUCUACAAGGUAAAAGCGAUACACGAUUACGCUGCCACUGACGGUGAUGAGCUGGAACUGAAGACCGGAGACUCUGUACUGGUUUUGGCCUUUGACAAUCCAGACGAGCAGGACGAUGGCUGGCUCUUGGGUGUGCAGGAGUCUCACUGGGUGGAGAACAAAAAUAUUUCAGCCAAAGGCGUGUUCCCUGAGAACUUUACUCAGAAGGUUUGAGGUUAAUGCCACAAAGAGAUUCGCCCCCCGUCUGUGCCCCAAACUCCUCAAUAUAGAUCUAACUGGUAAAGACAUGGUCACUGAAUGUCUUCUCACACACCAAACUGUAUUGGGACAUGAUUAGAAACGUGCACUGAAACACAAAGCAGUGGUUAAAAUGAUUUGUGUCAGGCAGUAAAACUCUUCAGUGAGCUCAUGAACACGUUCACACAAAGCAAACAGAACUUUACAUUUGAAAAAUAAAAGGUACCCAGACUACUUUGCGGUAAAUGAUGCACAAACUUCCAAAAGUGUUUUCGUCAAAUCUUACACGUAAAUAUUACAUGUAUUAAUUCAGGCUGUUCUCAUGAACAGUUCGUAUGUAUACCAACGAAAAGGAGUGCACCACAGUUUGUAUAUAACCCACGUAAUUUUCAAAGCUGAGAUCAUGUGACCAAUGAGCUAACAGCAAUAAAGAAAGAGCUAACCCACUUUACUUUACUAAACCACAACUUACGUUGAGUACCUAACAAGACGACCCCCAACCAUAACUCUUUUCCAAAACCUUACCUACGUAACUUUACGUUCCUAAAUAUAAACUACCUACCUUUACGUUAAGUACACAACCUGAUGACGCUUAACCAUGAUUUUUUUCCAAAACCUGAACUACGUAACUUUACAUUAGUACACAUGAUGACGCCUAACUAUGAUUCUUUCCAAAACGUAACCUACAUAACCUUACUUUCCUAAACCUAAGCUAUGUAACUUUACUUUCCUAAACCUAGACUUCAUAACUUUACGUUAAGUACCUAAUGUGACGAUGCCUAACUGUGAUUCUUUUCCAACACCUAGCCUAUGUAAUUUUACUUUCCUAAGCCUAAAUUACGUAAAUUAACUUUCCUAAACCACAGCUACAUAACUUUUUUAAGUACACAAUGUUAUGACACCCAAUGUUUCUUUUCCAAAACCUAAACUCUGUAACUUUACUUUCCAACCCGAAACUACGUUACUUUACUUUACUAAAUAUAAACUACAUAACUUUACGUUAUGUUCUUUUCCAAAACCUAAUC
Molecule: messenger RNA, 3096 nt
Organism: Epinephelus lanceolatus (giant grouper)
Lineage: Eukaryota; Metazoa; Chordata; Actinopteri; Perciformes; Serranidae
Source: RefSeq, a predicted model, not a curated record